AUGAAGUCCUUCGGAGUUGUCCUUCUGCUUGCUUUCUGGAAUGUUGAAGGUGAAUAAACGGAAGAAUCACUUCUGCUAAACGGUUUUUCAGUGUUCUCGGUGCCAAGCAUCAAAUGGAAGUGCCUUGACGCAUUCAACAAGUUUCGCUCGGAUGCUGCCGUCGGAAAGCUCAACAAUCUGAUUCAUAACAUUGCGGAGAAGUCGAUGGAUGAUAAAGUGAAAGGAUAUCCGGAUUUAGACGAGAGCAACCGGCAAAAGUCGUUGAAGAUAUUGCAGAUGAAAGUGGGUCCAAUGGCGAAUGUGAAGAAGUUGGUAAGAUUUGUGCAAACGUUACAUUAGCCAAUAAACAUUCAAGAUUUGGGAUGAGGAACUGGAAAAGUCGGCUAAUAGAACGGGCCAAACUUGCCCACAAAUCGGAGGAAAACGAGGAGAGAAAUAUCGAGAGUUUUCACUGUACUACUCAACUUCUGCAAAGGAAGAUCUGAAAGAAACGAUAACUGAAAACCUGAAUUUCAUGGCUCCUUGGAUGAUUUCUGUCAUGCCACCCGACGUCAACACCACACUCUACUACUACGUCGCCGGCGAGUUCUUCUGGGCCACGCGAGAACGCAUCGGAUGUGCAAUUGUGAAGUGCGGUGAUCGGAAAUUGUUGGAGUGUCACAUGGCGCCGGGGUUAGUGGUUGCACGCAUGUGAGAAGGCGGACAUAUCUAUUCGGUUUUAGGAAUACUCUCGAAGGAACGCCGUUCAUUGAAGGAAAACCGUGCAGCAAGUGCGAAGACGGAUACGUUUGUGAAAAUGAAUUGUGCACUCGCGAACGUAUUAUGGCAAAAGGAGAGAAGUCGAGUUCGGCUGCGACGAAUCAUUGGAUAAUGCGCUCUUUUUUUACUUCUAUACCUUCUAUGCUCUAUUUCGUUUGA
Molecule: messenger RNA, 918 nt
Organism: Caenorhabditis sp. 36 PRJEB53466
Lineage: Eukaryota; Metazoa; Nematoda; Chromadorea; Rhabditida; Rhabditidae
Source: the annotation of a GenBank genome assembly